Cyprinus carpio (common carp) is the source of this 1749-nucleotide messenger RNA. Its product is annotated as cGMP-dependent 3',5'-cyclic phosphodiesterase-like. The coding region runs from base 1 to 1749 and encodes 582 amino acids. The record is from RefSeq and is a predicted model, not a curated record. The transcript is spliced from 17 exons. Gene Ontology annotation, molecular function: 3',5'-cyclic-GMP phosphodiesterase activity; protein homodimerization activity; 3',5'-cyclic-AMP phosphodiesterase activity. NCBI's taxonomy places the organism in Eukaryota, Metazoa, Chordata, Actinopteri, Cypriniformes, Cyprinidae. Gene Ontology annotation, biological process: cGMP catabolic process; positive regulation of gene expression; regulation of mitochondrion organization. Gene Ontology annotation, cellular component: perinuclear region of cytoplasm; mitochondrial matrix; synaptic membrane.
AUGACGACUCCUAAUGACUCAGCUUGUUUGUUUCUCGCUGGUGUUUUGGCAGGAGUUUGUGUUCGUGUACCUGUUUGGAGGCGGAGUCCGCCCGGCUGCUAUGUGAGGAUCCGCCCCAUGAGGUUGGCCGCCAGAGGUCAAGCCUCAGUGCUCAUCAUUCCUCCUGUGGUGGACCGUGAUGAAGGGAAGGUGAUCUCUCUGAUUUUGGCGGUGAGUUCUGGCUGUAAUUUCACACCUGGCACUGGUGACAGCCCUGAGGCUACAAUACUAAUUAAUAUUAAUGUUAAUCAGCAGUUUUUUUGUGAUGAGUCCCGCAAGAUCCUGCGGCUGUGUGGUGAGCUGUACGAUCUGGACGCCGCCUCCCUGCAGCUGAAAGUCAUCAAUUAUUUGCAGACAGAAACUCAGUCGCAGUGCUGCUGUUUACUGCUGUGGUUGUCUGAAGACAAUCACCAGCUCUUCUGUCAGGUUGUCGGUGAUAAAGUUUUGGAAGAGGAAAUCAGUUUUUCCAGUAACUUAUGUUUUGGUCGGUUUGGGCAGGGUGGUGGAGAAAAGAAAUCCAUUACCCUACAGGACGUCAGCCAGGAGGAACGCGGGUUACUGAGCAGUUUGUUGGGGUUCGAGCCGAACUCGAUGCUUUGUGUUCCUGUCAUCAGUCAAGCCACUGGACAGGUGGUGGCGCUAGCGUGUACCUUCAACAAACUGGGUGGACAGAGGUACAUGGAGGCGGAUGAGCAUGUGAUCCAGCACUGUUUCUGUUACACAUCGACGGUUCUCACCAGCACACUGGCCUUCCAGAAAGAGCAGAAACUCAAGUUUGAGUGUCAGGCUCUGCUGCAAGUGGCUAAAAACCCUCUUCACACACCCUCGGUGAAUGACGUGUCUGUAUUACUGCAGGAGAUCAUCAUAGAGGCCAGAAACCUGAGCAACGCUGAGAUUUGUUCUGUGUUCCUGCUGGAUCACUUCAGUCAUGAGCUCGUGGCUAAAGUGUUUGAUGGAGGAGUCGUGAACGAUGACGAGGUUUGUAUCAAAUCACAUGCAGCGCUUUAUACAAUACAGAUCCAUUCAAAGCAGCUUCACAGUAAUAAUCAGGAAUAUAACUUUUUAAGCCAGCUUCUCUUCUCUCUAUGGUCCGAGCAGAAGAGGUUUACCGUAUCCCGGGCGGAUCAGGCGGCAAUGGCUAGAUCCGCGUGGCCACCCAAAUUUGGAAAAAAAUCCUCAACAUCAAAGGGUAUGCAUUAUCUCCCAACCCUAUGUUUUACCGCGGGUGGAAGGCACCCCCUGCAGGAGCUUUCAGGGCCCAUGAGAAACAUCACUCUGCUUCCCCCAUCAAAAGAUGAGAGCCGAAGAUUUUUGUGUGUGUGUCAGUCUCUGCUGUAUAAGAAGGUGCAUGAGGCUCAGUUCCGCAGUCAUCUGGCCAAUGAGAUGAUGAUGUACCACAUGAAGGUGUCGGAGGAGGAGGUCACUAAACUCCUGCACAGCGGCAUCGAGCCGGUCCAGAAGAUCCACCCGGACUUCUCUGAGUUCACGUACACGCCGCGCUCUCUGCCCGACGACAGCACGCCGAUGGGCAUCCUGAGCAUGCUUGAAGACAUGGGCUUCAUCAACACCUAUAAGAUCAACCUGCACACGUUAGCCAGGUUUUUUGUCUUUGGGGAAAAAGGGCUACAAGACCCUCCGUAUCCAACUGGUGCCGCUUUCCCUUCACUUCUGCUAUGCACAGAACCCCACAACUGUCCAACACCUCGGUAA